AAUAGAAGAUUCAAAAGUCGUCAUUGGUGUCAAAGUCAUAAUCAAACUUCAAACCAGUAACCUGAGAAACCUUUAGGUUUAGAAUUUAAAAUUGAAUUUCAGAAUAUUGUCUCGCUUUUUUUGGAAGAGACCGUACGCGUAAUUUCAAGCGAUCUGAUUCACAGAGAUACCCUUUAAAUUUAUUUCUGAUGUGGAAGAUUUUGUCUUGUAUCUAGGUUUAAACGUGUUUAAUUCUGAUAAUACUUAUUUGUUUUCCUGCUGUAAGAAAUGAGAAAGUCACUGUUGUUGAGAAACUACCAUUUAGAAAUAUAUCAGUUUAUUAUAAACAUUUAUAUCUAAUUCAUACUUGAUCAGCUAUUUAGGCUACAGUUGUGAAUCGCGCAUUGUCAUCUUUGCAUGGAGGAUCACAUGAAAUUACGCUUACAGUCCCUUUAAGGGAGAAAAUCUCAACUGAUUUAAUGAAACCUUGUGUUUUACAAUGAAUAACGUCCUUAAAGAUUUUGAAAUUUUUUAAGACCUUUUAAUGACCUUGAUAUUACAUAGUUGAGAGAGUAGAUUUCUAAUUUGCCAACAAAAUUAUUAAAGUAAAGUUUAACAGUUAACUGUACUUUUUUGCAUCUUUGCGCUUUAAAAACGGGGGGGGGGGGGACUCAUAAUUAAUCCUAAGAAUUAAUGCAAACAUAAUUUUGUAUUCGGGAUGAUCUGGUACAAACCACUGUUUUUCACAGAAUAUCUAAAAAUUAUAUCAAUCAAGAUUUUUGUUUAUAGAAACCACUUUAAAGUUUUGGUCUCUGCAGUAUGUAAAUGGUUCGAACGCGAUUACAGGAAUAAACUACAUUAUUGUUAUAUUUGAAGAAAAGAAUACGAUUGCGAUGCGUUCUCAUCAAAAUAAAUAGAUAUAAUAAUUCCUGUUUUCGAAAUUCAGAUAAACUUAUAUAUGUCUCUUUAAACAUCAUUUCUCGUAAAAUCAUUUCUAUUAUCUGUCAUAUGUUGAAGUUUUCAGGGCUCUGAAUCUCUGUCCUCCUAUUGGCUGGAUCCGAGAGUCCUUUUCCCUGAUUGGUCAGACUCCCUGACGUCACGUGCACCGGUAUAUAUGGAAACUGUCGAUUUCAACGCUCAGUAGAACAGUGGCUGUACAGGAGAUAAAGACGUGAAACUCACGAUCUCUCAUGCAAUCCUUCUGAUGAUAAUGUUUUGUGAAUAAUAUGGUUGGCGUUUAGAAAACCUUCAAAGAAAAAGAAUAAAAGUUCAGGAUGAACCGAUCAGUUUUUAUUCUUGUCAUCCUUCAAUCACUUUUUACAGCAGGUUUGUCCAGCUGUGGAUUCCCUGGUGCCCCUGCCCACAGUACAGUACAAUUUACCGAGCCAGGAGCUUCCCAGACCGUCUCGACCGGGGCUAUAGCAGAGUACACGUGUGACCGGGGUUUCGAACUCCUUGGCCCGGCACGCCGGGUGUGCGGGGAGAAUGGUACAUGGUCACCUCAAGGAAUACCAUUCUGUGUUCUAAAUGUUGCCGCUGGUAAGGCUCCUAUGCAGUCUAGUGUGGCAGAGGGAGGGAUUCCACAGAAAGCAGUAGAUGGCAGCACCAGUACUUUCUUCGACCUUAGCACAUGCAGUCUUACUGAGGUUGAAAAGUCCCCCUGGUGGUACGUGAACUUGUUAGAGCCCUACAUGGUCCAGCUGGUCAGGAUAGAUUUCGGACAGAGCUGUUGCGCUAAAGGAAGAAAAGCUACCAUUGUUGUGAGGGUUGGUAACAAUAGACCAGACCUUGGUGUUAAUCCAAUUUGUAACAGGUUUACCGGGUUUAUUGAAGAAGGUCGACCCCUGUUUCUCCCCUGCAACCCCCCAAUGCCAGGGGCGUUUGUAAGUGUACAUUUCGAGGGGCCCCCAGGGGUCUCACUUUCUAUUUGUGAAGCUUUUGUGUACACUGAUCAAGCACUACCGAUUGAAAGAUGUCCGACAUUCAGGGAUCAGAAGCCUGGCAGUACAGCUACGUACAACGGGAAAUGUUAUAUAUUCUACGGACAACAACCAAAACAAUUUAACGAAGCUAAAGAGUUCUGUACUGAGCGUGGAGGAUCUCUGGUAGAUGAAUCCAAUCCCGCUCUCCAGGGUUUCCUCUCCUGGGAGUUAUGGAGAAGACAUAGAGGGGAUCCUAAUGGUCAGUACUGGUUGGGAGCAGAGAGGGAUCAGCUGGAUUCUAAAAACUGGAAAUGGAUCUCUGGAAAAUCUGUGACGGUUUCGUUCUGGAAUUUACCCGGAGGAAACGAGAAUUGUGCCAGGUUUGAUGGAACUAAAGGCUGGUUAUGGUCUGAUACUAAAUGUGAUCAGAACCUGAACUAUAUCUGCCAACACAGUGAGUAUAAUUCUUAUUCGUUUAAUAAAAAUUUUGAUGUUGGAUCCCGGAUUGAGUAUGUUUGUGACGAGGGUCACCUGCUCGUUGGACCGGCUCGGCGUAGCUGCCUAGCAACAGGAUUCUACUCAGAGUUUCCACCAGUUUGUAGAUACUUGGAAUGCGGAAUGCCUGCUGACAUUGUCAACGGAAAUCUAAGAUUUGUAAAUGGAACGCGGCAGUUUAAAAGUAUUAUCGAGUAUUCAUGUAAUCCGGGAUAUCUCCUCGUGGGCCGGAAUCAGCUGAUGUGUGACGUAGAUCAAAGAUGGAAUGGACCCCCACCCAGAUGUGAGCCUGUGUAUUGUGAGGAACCUAAACCUAUCAGAUAUGGCGGAUUUUCUCUCUCAACAAACUCCACGCGGUUUGGAACCGUGGUUUCUUUCUACUGUACUAGUCCUAGGUUUGAACUGGUUGGGCCGAUGAAGAUUACUUGUUUGAAGGACGGGAGCUACAACUCUGAUCCUCCGUCCUGUGAACCUAUCCAGGAGAAACUAGUCCCUGCUCCUCCUGUGCAACCUAGACCUUCUCCACCUGCACUAGACAAUUCAGAUCAAAACUCCCGUCCUAACUUUCCUCGUCGUGUUUAUCCUAAAAUAAAAUUGGAAGAAGACACUACAAAACCGAUCAGAAAAUACAAAAAGAAGGUUGAUCCAGCACGUGAUGAAUUUGCCCCGGCACGUGAUAAGUUUGUCCCGAAACGUGAUGAGUUUGCCCCGGCACGUCAACCUGAAGAUAACGAGAUCCCCGACUCUUCUAACGUGCAAACAAGUGCUGCUGGAGCAAAUUUACCGAAUCCUAAAGAGGAAAAUAUAGGAAACAAAGCUUUAAAUCUAGGAGGGAUAAUUGCCCUUGGUGUUUUUGGUGGUUUUGUGUUCUUAGCAGCAAUCAUCACUACAAUAGUUAUUUUAAUUCGAAGAUCCCCAGGGGUGCAUGACCUGCAGCUUCUGACCGGCGCAGCAGCCGCCGGUCCCUCCAAACCACACAAUAAGUACUACAAGAAGGCGUGGCCAAGGUCCAGGUCCCAGGUAGAACAGCAUGUGCAUAAUCACCCUCCUAUCUGUAGGAAAGAGACGCCUGAUCAGUCAACAUUCCGGUCAACCAGUCUGGAGAGCGAGGUGGAUCGCGAGCAUAGCGAGAUGGUGGUUAACAGCCACGCGCACAAGCAUGAGCGUAAGCACCACCAUCGGCACCAUCACCAUCACAAGCAUAGGAGUCACAACGAAUCUGACCGGCAUGGUAGGUCCAGGUAUUGAUUGACCUCUAUGUACGCCUGACUCACGACGCAUGAAUCCAACCAAGAAGUGCGUCAACUUAUGCAGUGCCAUGUUCAGGUCCUAUUUUGAUUUGAAUACGCAAACGUGAAAAAUAUGAAAAUGCUUCAGUGCCCAAGGGAAGGCACUAAAAGUGCCUCGAAGUGCCAAAAAUGACGUUAACUAAAAUUAUUACAGUUCAAUUCUCAUUCCUUAAAUACUCAACAGAAAAAGACUGUUAGACUUUUAAGAAAUAAUUGAUGUGAAAUAGUUAAUAAUUUGAAGAAAAAACACGUGAUCAAGGUAUACUACUUGUAUGUUUAUUGUUUAUCUAUUAUACAAAUUGUAUAAUUCUUGUGUUUUACUUUAAUCUUAAACUUUUCCACCGAACUUUAAAAACUUGUUUAAGAUAAAAUUUAGUGUUUGUAAAAUGUGAAGAAAAAAACUUUCCUUUGCUUUAUUUUUUAUGUCUUCCUUUCCCAGUUAUGUAAAUAAAGUUAUGAUAUUUUUUUAUAAAAUAUAUUAAUAUGCAGGACAAAAAAGGAAAAAUAUAAUUUUAGAGCAGUUUCACACAUUAAAACAUUACAAAAGUACAAUGCUCUACAAAGACGACUUUUACUAAAUUGUCCUACGGUUUAAAAGCCCUACAGUAGUGCAGCUUCAAAAAUAACAGUAAUUUACAAAAUUAUGUUAUAAUUAGAAAUAGUUUUUAUAACAUGCAGUUACUCAAUCAUUUCAGAUAAAAAACAUGUACAGAUGUUUUAGUCUUAUAAUAAUUAAUUUUUUAUCAUCAAUUUAAUGUUUUAAACAUUACUUUAAUCUAUUUAAAAUUAUUUUAAUUUAUUUAAAAUUAAUUUAAUUUGUUAAUUGCUACACGAUUCGCCUUUAUGAAACCACAUUUUAUUAAAGUCUCAUUCUGUAGUCUGUAUAAUGUAUACUUCAGGGUUAACCACAGAGGAUGAAACUAUAAAGACGACAUAAACCCAUAAAAUAUGACGAUCCAAGGUUAAAUUAAAUCUUCUGUCUUAAAUGCUAGGAAACAGACCAGCAUAAAUUCUGUACAGUCGUCUCUGAAGUCUCAUCCUAUGUGGGUAACCCUGUAUGUGUAAGAAUUUUAUCUAUAAUU
This is a messenger RNA of Eurytemora carolleeae, 4767 nucleotides long. RefSeq lists its product as uncharacterized. The record is from RefSeq and is a predicted model, not a curated record. The transcript is spliced from 16 exons. NCBI's taxonomy places the organism in Eukaryota, Metazoa, Arthropoda, Copepoda, Calanoida, Temoridae. Bases 1254 to 3644 code for a protein of 796 amino acids.